AGUAUCUGUUUACAGGGGCUGGCCCCGAUCCCGGUCCAACAAGCUGGGUCGCUCAAAUCCAUCAGGUGAGAACCAGGAGGCCGACCGUAGCCGGGGAGGAGCCCUGAGCCGGACCCAGCCCACCCACACACCCCCUCCCAGAGGUGGAUAUAAGCCCGCCGCGUCCGGGGAAGACUCACUCAAGAGGGACCUUACUUUCCUCUUAGUGAGCUCAACUGCUCCACCAGUCCUAUCUGCCUCUGUCUCUCUCUCCCUUUCUUUCACCCCCUGUCAGUGGAUCAGAACAGCUGCAGCCAUGUCCAACCCCAGGAGUAGCGGUAGCAUGAUUGCAGGGUACAGCUCCGGCGGCGGUGGUUUCAGCGGUGGCGGCGGUAGUUUCAGCGGUGGCGGCUUCGGAUCCGGCGGCGGUGGAAAUGUUAGGAGGAGCUUUUCCAGUUUCUCAUCCUCUGCAGCCCCCUCUGGCAGCCGUAUGAGCACCGUGCAAGUUAGACGCAGCGGAGCAGGGGGCGGCUUCGGCAUGGGCGGUGGUGGCUCCGGCGGGGGCUCUAGUUUCAGCUACAUGAGCAGCGGCGGCGGCGGCGGAGGCGGUGGAGGCUUCGGAAUGGGCGGCGGCGGUGGAGGUUUCGGCUUGGGCGGUGGCGGCGGAGGUUUCAGCCUGGGCGGCGGCGGUGGAGGCUACGGCAUGGGCGGCGGCGGCGGUGGAGGCUACGGCAUGGGUGGCGGCGGCGGCGGAGGCUUCGCCCCCAUCACAGCUGUCACAGUCAAUUCAAGCCUGCUAGCCCCCCUCAACCUGGAGAUCGACCCCAACAUCCAGACCGUCCGCACACAGGAGAAGGAACAGAUCAAAGGCCUCAACAACCGCUUUGCCUCCUUCAUUGACAAGGUGCGCUUCCUGGAGCAGCAGAACAAGAUGCUGGAGACCAAGUGGAGCCUCCUGCAGGACCAGACCACCACCCGCUCCAACAUCGAUGCCAUGUUUGAGGCCUACAUCGCCAACCUGCGCAGGCAGCUCGACGGCCUGGGAGGAGAGAAGGUCAAGUUGGAAGGAGAGCUGAAGAACAUGCAGAACCUAGUGGAGGACUUCAAGAACAAAUACGAGGAUGAAAUCAACAAGCGGGCUGCAGUGGAGAACGAGUUUGUCCUCCUCAAGAAGGAUGUUGACGGUGCCUACAUGAACAAGGUUGAGCUGGAGGCUCGGGUCGAUGCCCUUCAGGAUGAGAUCAACUUCCUCAGGGCCGUCUACGAAGCGGAGCUUAAUGAGCUGCAGGGCCAGAUCAAGGACACCUCUGUGGUGGUUGAGAUGGACAACAGCCGUAACCUGGACAUGGACUCCAUCGUGGCUGAAGUGCGCGCCCAGUACGAAGAAAUUGCCAACCGCAGCAGAGCGGAGGCCGAGUCCUGGUACAAGCAGAAGUUUGAAGAAAUGAAGUCCUCUGCAGGACAGUAUGGUGAUGACCUGCGGAACACCAAAUCAGAGAUCGCCGAGCUGAACCGCAUGAUCAGCCGCAUCCAAAACGAGAUUGAAAACGUCAAAACACAGCGUGGCAACCUGGAAAACCAGAUCGCCGAGGCUGAAGAGCGCGGGGAGAUGGCGGUGAAGGACGCCAAGCUCCGCAUCAGGGAUCUGGAGGAUGCCCUUCAGAAAGCCAAGCAGGACAUGGCCCGGCAGGUGCGCGAGUACCAGGAGUUGAUGAACGUCAAACUGGCCCUGGACAUUGAGAUCGCCACCUACAGGAAGCUGCUGGAAGGAGAGGAAGAAAGGAUUACCUCUGGAGGCGGUUCAACCACCAUCCACAUACAGUCUUCCAGCAGCGGAGGCGGCGGCGGAGGCGGCGGAUUCGGCAUGGGUGGAGGCGGAGGUGGCGGAUUCGGCAUGGGCGGAGGCGGAGGCGGAGGAUACAGCAUGGGAGGUGGUGGUGGCGGCGGUGGCGGCAGUGGCUUCGGCUACGGCGGCGGCAGUGCCAUGUCGCUGAAAAGCGGCUUUGGCGGCGGAGGCGGCAGCUUCAGCAUGGGAAGCAGCAGCGGCGGCGGCAGCGGUGGUGGAAUCUCCAUGUCCCGCGUCUCCACAGUCUCCUCACAUAAACGCUUCUAAACACCGACCAGCUUUCCCCGCUCCUACUGUCUUCCCUCUCUUCCUUGACAACCAAACCAGUUACACUACCCCAGUUACAGGUCCACCGAUCAGAUGUUUUCUAUCCCAAUUAUCAAUGUUUUUUUUCCCCGUUCCCUCUUGAGUGUCCU
This is a messenger RNA of Esox lucius (northern pike), 2241 nucleotides long. RefSeq names its product intermediate filament protein ON3-like. Gene Ontology annotation, biological process: keratinization; intermediate filament organization. The coding region runs from base 296 to 2092 and encodes 598 amino acids. Gene Ontology annotation, cellular component: keratin filament. The transcript has 8 exons. Gene Ontology annotation, molecular function: structural constituent of skin epidermis. NCBI's taxonomy places the organism in Eukaryota, Metazoa, Chordata, Actinopteri, Esociformes, Esocidae. The record is from RefSeq and is a predicted model, not a curated record.